Molecule: messenger RNA, 807 nt
Organism: Westerdykella ornata
Lineage: Eukaryota; Fungi; Ascomycota; Dothideomycetes; Pleosporales; Sporormiaceae
Product: replication protein A, subunit RPA32
Exons: 3
Biological process (GO): DNA replication; double-strand break repair via homologous recombination; nucleotide-excision repair
Cellular component (GO): nucleus; site of double-strand break; chromosome, telomeric region
Molecular function (GO): DNA binding
Source: RefSeq, a predicted model, not a curated record
UACAACAACUACGAGACGUCAUACACAUCCUAUGCCGGCGGAGGCGGACGGGGAGGGGGGUUUAUUCCAGGCGAAGGAAGCCAAACCACGCCCGGUGGACGGAAGGACUUCUCAAGCGACUCAUUACGGCCUGUAACCAUCAAACAAAUUCUUGAGGCAGAGCCAAUGGGCGACGAAUUCAAUAUUGACGGGAGCAAAGUGACCCAAAUUACAUUCGUCGGCAAAAUCAUGAAUAUCUCAACACAAGUCACCAACGUCACCUACAAGCUCGACGACGGCACAGGCGGCAUAGAAGCGAAACUGUGGAUUGACGCCGACGCUGCAGAACAGAACCCGCUCAAGGCCAGACUAGUCGAAGGAUCCUACUGCCGCGUAUUCGGCAAGCUCAAGAGCUUCCAUGAUAAGAAACACGUUGGUGCGGCUAUCAUCCGCCCCGUGGAGGACUACAACGAGGUUUCAUAUCAUCUACUCGAGGCAACCGUCGUCCAUUUAUACUAUACUCGCGGACCCCUUGCCGGAGCAACAAGUGGAGGCCAGGUCACUGGAGGUGCACAGCAGCCGGAGCAGACCGCGGGAGGGUCAUACGGACCGCCGAAUCUGGCGCAGGCGAGCCCGACGGCAAGGAGGGUAUAUAAGUAUCUCAGCGAGUCGCCACAGACGAACGAGGGGUUACAUGCAAACGUCAUCGCGGCGAACCUUGGCGUCGACAUGGCUGUCGUUGCUCGGGCCGGUGAUGAGCUUUUGCAGCUUGGUGUCAUCUAUACUACUGUGGAUGACUUGACUUGGGCUGUGCUCGAACAAGAUUAG